GUCAUGGACCCCAUUUAGCCCUAAAAGAGGAAGAAGGAAAACCUCCGUCUUCGACUCUGAUUUGCAGCGAAAAAUUGAAGACUCAUUUCUCAAAGAAAUCUUUGAACCAAAUUCACUUUUGAGUAUGGGACGAGAGUUGGCUCAACUCUUUUUUGGCAAAUAUGAAGAAAAUACUGAAGCUUUAAAGGGCCCUCACACACUGAGUGUUGCAGUUGGUGGUGGGGUUCAAGGUGAAGGACAAAGUAAAGGUAAGCCUUUGCAGUCGCUUUCUCUUGGAAAAUGUUUGUUUAUAAAGUUUUCUAGUUUGUUGUUGACUGGGAUUUUGUCCAUUUUCCAUGAGGGGACAUUCGUGGCUGGACCUCCAUUUAAGUACAAAGGGGGAAUAUGUACAGAACAGGCAUUUGACUGUGAUAGGUUGAAUGUUGAUGUCAUCAUGGAUUUCAUUGUAGGUGAUGAUAGUAUUAGGGAUGUUAUGAGGAUUGUUAGAGAAGAGAUGAUAUGUGAGUUUUAUGUGGACCAUGAGGUUAAUUUUGCUGAAAUUGCUCCUCUACCAAUAGGUUGGAUUGAUAAUGAUGUAGUUUAUGAGGAUUGGGGACCACAAGAUAGAGUAGGCCAAAAUGGUAACAAUGAAGUUAAUGAGGGAGAAAAGGAAGUAAUAGAGGUGGCUAUGAAGAAGAGUUUUCUGUUGGACUGGAGCUCAACAGAUGAAGAAGCAGAUCCUGUUGAUGGUAGUGAUAGAGAUGAUGAUGAAGCCAUUGUUGUGAAGGCUACUGCAAGGUCUCUAAGGAGACCAACAGAAGGAUUAGAAGUUCCUCCAGGUUUUGAGGGUUCAAAAACAGGGGUUAGGUACAAAACUGUUGCAAAGAAACCAACUCUUAGAUCUACUCCCACAAAGAAAGCAACAGAUCCAACCUCAACAUCUACAAGCAAAGGGGUUCCAAUAGAUCCUGUUGAGAAGGCCAGAAGGAGAAAGGAAAAGGCCAAGCUUGCAGAGAAGAGGUAUAAAACAUUGCCACAAGGUAGAGAGUCUUACAAGGGGAAGGACUUAACCCCUAAAAAAGGAAAGAAGGGAGAACUAGUACAUCCAUCCCAAUCAGUUCUAGUUGAUAAUGAUGAGUGCUUAUACAAUGAUAAUGAUGGGAGAGAUAGUGAAUAUGCUCUAAGUGAUGAUGCUGGCAAGUUGAGGGACUCAUCAACAGAUUCUGAACAUGACAUUUUUCCUGCUCUUAGGGCAGCAGAUAGACCAAGAAGAGCUUCAAAUGUCUACUUUAAUCCUGCUUGGGAUGUCCCUAUUUUUGAAGUUGGAAUGAGGUUUCAAAGUUCCAAACAAUUCAAGGAAGCAGUCAAACGUUAUUUUGUGAGGAAAGGAUGUCCUCUUAUACACAUUAAGAAUGAACCUAAAAGGCAAAGGUUUGUUUGCAAGUCUGGUUUGUGUAGCUGGGAGAUUUAUCCUUCAUUUGAGAAGAGGGACGACGGUUUCAAGGUAAAGAGUUACUACCCUGAACACACUUGCUUCAGAAAUCCUAACAACAAGAUGAUGACUUGUGAGAUGGUGGCUGAGCACUUCAAAAGUAGAAUUUAUGCCACUCCUUUCAUAAAAUGUAAAGACAUGAUGACAUUUGCUUAUAAUGAGCUUAGGGUAAAUGUCAACUUCAAGAAAUGUGAAAGGGCAAAAAGAAUGGUUUUAAAGGAUAUGGAAGGAAAUUAUAGAGAUGAGUAUGCUACGAUUAAUGCGUUUGGGAUGUACUUGAAAGAAGUAAACCCUGGGAACUCAGUUUUUAUUACAACUGAUGAGAAUUCUGCUGGUCAAAGAGUGUUUAGCAGGAUGUAUGUGUGUUUGAAAGCAGUUAGUGAUGGUUGGAAAAAAGGAUGUAGACCAAUCUUUGGGGUUGAUGGUUGUUUUCUUAAGGGAAUAUGCAAGGGCAUACUGUUAUCUGCUGUUGGUAGAGAUGGAAAUAACCAGAUGUACCCAAUUGCAUGGGCUGUCGUUGAGUCAGAAAACAAUGAUUCUUGGCAAUGGUUCAUGGAAAAGCUUGCAAAUGAUUUGGAGUUGGGCGAUGGACAACGUUACACCAUGAUUUCUGAUAGACAUCCAGGCAUUAUUAAUGCAAAGGCAGAGGUAUUACCAUUGAUUUGGCAUAGAUAUUGUGCAAGGCACCUCUACUACAAUCUUGCAAGGCGAAAUAGAGGUAGUGACAUCAAGCUCGCAUUUUGGGUAGCAUGUAGGGCAACCAAUGAGUUCGACUAUCUGGACAAAAUGAAUGCUUUGAGGGUGUUGUCUGAGGAGGCUUAUGCUGAACUGAAUGAACUGCUUGGUAAUUUCUGGUGCAAGGCCUUUUUUAAUGAGCAUUGUAAGUCUGAUAUGGUCGAUAAUAAUAUGUGUGAGACUUUUAAUGCAUGGAUUUUGGGUGCAAGAUGCAAGGCCAUUAUUUCAAUGUUUAGGACUUUAAUUGACCAGCUCAUGGAGAGAUUUAAAGACGAAAAGUUGUUUGUUGAUACAUGGGCAACUAAUAUUGCACCUAGAGUUCUGAAGAAGAUUAAUGAUAAUAAUAACUUGUCAAUAAAAUGCAAUGUGAGGUGGAAUGGUGACAAUGACUUUGCUGUGUUUGAUGGGCAUACACAGCAUACACAUGUGGUCAAUGUCCAUGAAAGAAGUUGCUCAUGUAGAGAAUGGAACCUCACUAGAAUUCCUUGCUCACAAGCUCUUUGUGCAUUAAGAUUCAAAGAUUGGAGUUUUGAGUACUUUGUUGAUGAGUACUACAAAAGGGAAAAGUACCUUCAAACUUAUGGGACAGCACUAGAAUGCCUCAGAGGGAACGAAGUGUUGAGGAGGAGGCCAGAAGGAGGAUGUUUGCCACCGGAGAUGAGAUUAAUGCCAGGGCACCCUAGAAGGAAUAGAAGAAGGGCAAAGGAUGAGCCUGUGAAACUGAAGAAGGGGAAAUUGACCAAGUUAUCAAAGCAUGGAUCUGUGUACACUUGUAGUGUGUGUGGUGAACAAGGGCAUAACAAAGCUGGAUGUCCACAGAAAGACAAAGAACAAGCAAGCCCUAGUCAAACCAAGGUCAAGAAAACAGGUAAAAAGAGUUCAAAUCCCACAAAAAAACCAAAAGCAGCAAAAAAGAGCACAAAGUUUGGUAAAAAAGGUGAUACUGUCUGUUUGGGAGGGGUAGAAGGAAGAACAAGAAAAGCAAAACGAAAGCUUAACAAUAGUUUCAUGGAGGCUGCUGGCAUUGUCAUCGAUGAAGGCAGAGCGGUAGUGCAGAACAAACAGGGUUCAAAAGGAAAGGGAAAGGAUAAGGCUUGAGAGAGCAUGAAGGCUGGUUUUUGAUGGCAUGACUACUUUUUUGUUUAUUGGCAGUGUAUACAGCUACUGAUUUGGCCUUUAAUGUUAUACUCUUAUUUAUGUAUGAAAAAUGUAUUCAUGUGCUCGUGAACAAUCUUAUUUUGGUAUUAUGCUUAUGUGUUUUUGAACAACCUAUUGGUGCUAUGAAGUACAAUGUUCUUUUGGUUCUUUUGUUUGUUACAAAAUGUUUAUCAUCUGCUGUUAUUCUAU
Messenger RNA from Rubroshorea leprosula, 3553 nucleotides. NCBI's taxonomy places the organism in Eukaryota, Viridiplantae, Streptophyta, Magnoliopsida, Malvales, Dipterocarpaceae. The record is from the annotation of a GenBank genome assembly.